AUGGCUUGUAAUAAUGAAAUUGAAACUAGAGUUUACCAGGCUGCUCGUGACGGUUCUGCUCAGGAUCUGACAGAUAUUUUAGAGAGGCUGAACGUCGACGAAAGGACAACUGCUUUGGAAACAAAGACAAAAGAUGGCGACGACCUUGCCACUCCUUACAUCAUUGCUGCUCGUAAUGGACACUUGGAUUCUGUAAAGAUUCUUCUAAGAUACAAAGCAAAUAUUGAAGCCCGAGGAACUUUGAAAGUCAGCAUCGGUGAUUAUACAGAGAUUACCGAGGGCUGUACAGCUUUAUGGGCCACUGCUGCAUAUGGUCAUCUCAAUGUUAUGAGACUGUUGAUCGAACAAAACGCCGAGGUCGACUGUAGAACGUCGGCGGGUUCAACUCCCUUGAGGGCUGCUGCCUUCUAUGGAUGGCUAAAUAUUGUGGAUUAUUUGGUUGAGAACGGGGCCGAUAUAAAUGCACGCAAAAAUCGCGAUACUACCCUUCCAAUGGCAACCUGUUACAAUGGCCACAUGGAUGUUGCUUCUUAUCUUGUCGAACAUGGCGCAGAUAUACAUCUACAGGACACUCGUGGAAACACAUGUCUUUACUAUGCUGCAAAAGGAAAACACGUUGAGAUAGCUGGUAAGCUGCUUGCUUCAGGUGCGAUGCAAAACCAAAAUCGUCAACGUUUUAAGCUACUUCUUAAAGCUUGUGAUGAUUGUAACAUUGAAAUGGUGGAUUGUUUCAUCAACCGACCAGAAUGUACAAAGAAACAAAGAAAUGAUGCUCUUGAGCUUCUUGGUGCCACGAUUGCUAAUGAUCCCGAUGCUUAUGACAUUGAAAAAGCAUUUAGUUUCAUGAAGCGAGGAAUGGAGGAGAUGUAUGAGGACCCGUCAUGUCCAUUGCUUAAAGAGGAAAUUAAACCAGUAGAAGCUUAUGAAAAUAGAGCAGAAAGUCAAACUCUCGAGGAACUUUCUCUGUUAUCAGUUGAUGAUCAUGCCAUCCACAUGGAAGGACUCAUAAUCAGAGAGAGAAUCCUGGCAGCUGAUUAUACAGUACUUCUAUACGCAGUCAGAUACCGCGGAAAUGAGUUAGCUGCCGCCGAGCAGUACGAACUCUGUAUUGGUUUGUGGACACGAGAAAUGGAGAUAGGUAUGAACUGCGACGCUCCAGAAACAGAGGGGCUUGAAUUCCUCACAGGUACAUUUGCAAGAAUUAUGCUUCAAAAUGGACACAAUGUCAGUCCACAAGAUAUCGAGAAAGUUUUCGAAAUACUGGUCGAUGGAAAUAAGAAAGUGACAGAAGAGUGGAAGUCCGGAAAAUUACAACCUGAAGGAAAUACUCUUCUGCACUUGGCUGUACAGCAUAAAACUCCAGUUUGCAAGAAUCAAGUGCAAAGAAUGUGCAAGCUUCCCUGUCUAGAGACCAUGAAGCUAAUUUUACAUGCAGGGUGUCAUGUAAAUGCCAUUAACACAGAAGGAGACACUCACCUUCAUUUAGCCGUGACUUUCGUACCAGGACCUGAAAAGGUAGAAAGUUUGAAAGAAAUGCUGGAGUUGUUAUUAGAAAUCGGCUCAGAUACUAAGGUUGUUAACAAGAAUGGUCAAACAGCAAUUGACUGCUGCAAGACUGACGAGGCCCGCAGGAUCCUGUCCGCGAGAAGAGGACUGGGUGCCAAGAACGUCGACGCCCGAAAGGUAGGGAAAGUUUCGAGGUUUGCCUUAAAUCAUCACCUUAGGUAUCGUUACAAGAUGAAGGAAUGA
Stylophora pistillata is the source of this 1749-nucleotide messenger RNA. RefSeq names its product protein fem-1 homolog B-like. Lineage: Eukaryota; Metazoa; Cnidaria; Anthozoa; Scleractinia; Pocilloporidae. The record is from RefSeq and is a predicted model, not a curated record.